AAAGCCAUGGCGUACAUAAAACAAGCAAUCAUAGUGCUAUUCUUGAUUUUCUUGCAUAUAGCUUUUAUCAAAGGAGAAACGUGCAAGGAGUCAGAGUUUAUGGAAGAAAAGCCUGGCAGCUACCUCCGAAGUCACGUCAAAGAAACCUUUCAAACGGAAACAGCCUCACUGUGCCGAAUCAUGUGCUACCUUGAUGGCGUAUGCAUGUCCUAUAACUAUAACCAAACAUCCGGUCAUUGCGAAAUCAAUGAUUCUGAUCACUUUCUGUAUCCCGAGGACCUGGUCAACAAAACUGGAUAUACGUAUGUUGGAACAAAAGGGUGGGAACCGCUGGGUUGCUACGAGGAUAGAAGACAUCGCGCAUUGUCGGUUUAUCUCGGACAAAUUAAAUUCGAUAAUUCAACAGGAGGUUUCAAAAGAAUGUUUGAAGAGUGCAAAAAAAAAAGCAGAGGAGAAAGGGUUUGAAUACUUUGGAAUACAGUAUAAGACAGAAUGCUGGGGAUCACCUAACGGAAAGGAGAUAACCUACAACCUGCACGGUUGUAAAAACAACUGCUUGCGUCACGAUGAUGGCUUUGGAGUUGGAUCUGAUUGGUCUAAUUUUGUCUAUCGCCUGAAAAAAGAUUGGAGCGAUUGUAAAGAUGGAUUCAAAUACAAACUUGUGUCGAAACAAGGUACAGGCUACGAAUGCCCUUUAUACAACGUUAAGAUAGAAAAGUCUGCAACUAAAAGAGAAUACUAAAUGUCCAGGAAAAACGUUCCAGAGUUGAAGACAAAAAGGAAUUCCUUAAAGAAUUGGCUUUGAAUACAUAAAAAACAAUGGCACAAUUAUUAACGCUAAAACUGUCAUAAGGAACAAUAUUGGAAAUUAUUAAAACURGUAGAAUUGAUUGUAACUUAAGAUAAAUAAAUCGAAUUAAAAGG
Messenger RNA from Actinia tenebrosa (Australian red waratah sea anemone), 924 nucleotides. RefSeq lists its product as uncharacterized. NCBI's taxonomy places the organism in Eukaryota, Metazoa, Cnidaria, Anthozoa, Actiniaria, Actiniidae. The record is from RefSeq and is a predicted model, not a curated record.